Echinostoma caproni is the source of this 780-nucleotide messenger RNA. Lineage: Eukaryota; Metazoa; Platyhelminthes; Trematoda; Plagiorchiida; Echinostomatidae. The record is from the annotation of a GenBank genome assembly.
AUGAGCUCCGCUGCCAAACAGCUCUUUGAAGGUGUGGUAAAUGGACAGAAGCUAUCCAACGAGGAGUUCGAAGCACAGGAUAAAUUGAUCUGGAAAUAUUUGCAGAAUUAUAAUGAUAACCAUACGACCCUAUCCAAAGAAGGCUGUCGAUCAAAGAUAUCUGAGGAACCUCUGAUUAUAAUUCGGCUCUUGAUCAAAGUUAUCAAAGAACUCUGUAUGACAAGGAGCGGACAAAUGCUAGUACAUCAAAGUGGUCUUCUGGAAGUACUGUUACAAUUGUUACAUGAGACGGAUCGAAUGAUACUUCACUUUGUUUUGAUCGCUUUGAUUGCAUUGACCAAAAGAAUGACGUUAUGUAUUUUGAGGCACAUGCUGCAGAUGAAACACAUUCGAUGUCAUCUGCCCGCUGCUUCCGAUUAUAUUCCUUCUUUGCUGUCUCUCAUCAUCCAACCGAUAUCAUCAUCCGAAGUCGAGUCUCGAAUCAUUGUUUUCCAGACUCCCGGAAAUCUUGAAACCAAUCCAUCGGACACAGAGAUUUUGAACAAAUACAAAAAUAAAAACGCACGAGAUUUUUACCAAUUGGCCGAACGAAUUUGCGUUCGAUCUUUGCGAACCGUUUUCGGUCUGUCCCCUGCGGCUGUUUACGCUGCCUCGUGUGUGUCUCAACUGGCCACUCUGCCUGAUUUGGCAUUGCAAAUGCGAACGCACGGUGCGGUCCCGAUUCUGUUAAGUAGUUUGAGCCUGGAGGCAAAAUUCCCAGGUAUUCCAUACCACACGUGA